AUGAGACGAAUAUCAGAGAUACAAGAUUACGUCGGAAUUGAGAAAAUUAAGGAAGAAUUGAAAAUUAUCUUAGCUCAUAGUCAAGUAUUUGAAAAUAGUAGUAGUAGUAGUAGUAGUAGUGGUAGUAGUAGUGGUAGUGGUAGUAGUAGUAGUGGUGGUAGUAGUAGUAGUAGUAGUGGUAGUAGUAGUAGUGGUAGUGGUAGUGGUAGUGGUAGUGGUAGUGGUAGUAGUGGUAGUGGUAGUGGUAGUGGUAGUGGUAGUGAGGGUAGCCAUGAUGGAUUGAUGAGGCAUCCCAGGGAUUCUCAAGCUUGGAAAACUUUUGACUUGCUUCAUCCUGAAUUUGCUGCAGAUCCUCGAAAUGUACGGCUAGGCCUAGCUAGUGACAGUUUCAAUCCUUUUGGAGCAAUGGCAACAUACUGGCGAUCGUGA
Nicotiana attenuata is the source of this 429-nucleotide messenger RNA. RefSeq names its product P17/29C-like protein DDB_G0287399. Bases 1 to 429 code for a protein of 142 amino acids. The record is from RefSeq and is a predicted model, not a curated record. NCBI's taxonomy places the organism in Eukaryota, Viridiplantae, Streptophyta, Magnoliopsida, Solanales, Solanaceae. The transcript has 3 exons.